Messenger RNA from Temnothorax curvispinosus, 6525 nucleotides. It is a transcript of the gene IntS1, whose product is annotated as integrator complex subunit 1. Gene Ontology annotation, biological process: U2 snRNA 3'-end processing. Gene Ontology annotation, cellular component: integrator complex. The coding region runs from base 221 to 6451 and encodes 2076 amino acids. The record is from RefSeq and is a predicted model, not a curated record. NCBI's taxonomy places the organism in Eukaryota, Metazoa, Arthropoda, Insecta, Hymenoptera, Formicidae. The transcript has 14 exons.
CAACAGAAAUGAGAAACAGCUGCGGAAGAACGGGCAAGAGCGGGUCCUGCAGUGCAGCAGGGUCUUGAUUUGUCGAUCAAUUGUAGACAUGUGUGGGAUUGUAGUCGGUUAAUUUAAACAUAUGACAAAUAUUUAAUUUCUCUAUCUUUACGCAGGAUUUAUUUCGUGAAAAUAAUUUCUUCUAGACAUUGAUGAGAUUUUAGAUCAGAGAAAAAUAAUCAUGGAACGUGGAAAGACUGGGAUUGGUAGAGCAGCAAAAAAUAAAAUUGCUCAGCAUCCUUCCGACUUUUUCGUAUUGGGAGCAAAGAGUUCACGAAACGAUAAUUCUGAUUCUAAAAGCCGACCAGGUGUUAUCCAUUCCAAACCAAGCGGCAGCUCUACAUCCUCUGGUAAUGAUCGGAAGAAGGAGGCUCCGUCUGGAUCGUCAUUCAUGUACGUUCCACAGAAGAAACCUAAGUUAGCUCAUGUCGGCUCUCAUCAACGACAGCCUUCUUCCACCGCGGAAGCAUGGGAAGUUUUAGUUAUAGACACCGAUCCUGCAGACUUUGUGCCUAUGGCACUUGAGGCUAAUGACAAUGACGAAGGCGACAAAGUUAUCGGGAUAAUAUGUGGCGCUAUUAAGACGCUGAAGAAUCAGAGAUGGAAGCCUGAUACGUUACUUUAUAUGGGCUUGUUGUAUCUAGCCAAAAUCCGCCCAUCCAUUUUCUCAAAUGAUUGCAUCCUACACGCAUUAUCGUCCCUCCUAAGGAGGGAUCAAAAUAAUCAAAAUAGCUAUAAGAGUAAAGUGAGUCCAUUGGUUCCUGUACUCGCUGCGAAUCUCUUGAUGAAAGGUUUUCACGACAAGAAGAACUGGCCGGAAGUAUUUGUGAAGCUGUACGUCGAGGAUGCUCUUGGAGAGCGUGUAUGGGUUGACCACGAAGAAUGCAAGGGCUUUGUCGACAACAUAUUAACGGGUUUUAAUACGAGACAUCCACCCAGGUCUGUGUUACAGCCAGAAUUCCCGGUACUAAUGCAGCGGGAUUGUCCAAGCCCAUCUGUAGUGGAUGAUGAGGAUCCGGCGACAUCAACGACAUCGUUGUCUGGGGAUAAGGAGAAAAUAGAGUUUCCAGUAGGCCCACGGUACGCCCAUUGCGUGGAGAAUAUAGAAUCCAUAGUACUGGAAGCUGUAAAGGAGCAACUAAACAGACGUCAGGUUGAGACUAUAACGAGAAAUUUCUUGAAGCUGCUCUCCUCAGCAUGUGGGUUGGUUGAAAUUAGAAACAUCGUUGUCCCGAGACUAGAGGUGUGGUUGCACAAUCCUAAAUUGAUGAGACCCGCGCAGGAACUGCUCAUUUACAUUUGUUACAAUUGUACGUCUCAUACUCAAAGAGACGUCGAGGUCAUAAGCCAACUGGUUAAGAUGAGAUUGAAAACGAAAGCUGUGAUCAAUCUGUACUUGAACGGCGUCAAAGAAUUGAUCGGAUUGCAUCCCGAGAAUUUAGCUACCAUAUUGAAGCACACGAUUUACAAUGAAUUAUCGAAUGCGCGCAAUCCAAAUAAUAUGCCCAUGCUGGGUAUAAUGUUCCAGACCUUGCCCGAGCAAGCGGCAAAAUUGCUCGCGGAGAUCUUUAAAGAUUUAUUGAUGAAUCGCGAGGAUUAUUUGAGGCCAUUACGCGCAUUGCUCAGGGAAAUUGUACGCGUAUGUCGGCACGAUAUCAAUCUGAUCGCUUUCAUUCGAACGUUAAUGUCCCAACGACCGGACAUAGCUCAAAAGUUGCUGACAUUUGAAUUUAAGGAUCGUAUGUUUAUGUCGAUAGUGGAUUUACUGUGUCUGUGCAUGCUUCUGGCGAUAAGUCCGCAGGUAAAAGAAGCGGGGACACUAUCGCAACGUGCAGAUAAAAAAGACGUAGCUCUGCUACAUCAAUUUCAAAAUCUCGUAGCCAUGAUACAGGACGAGACUGUGCUAUGGCUAGAGGAUUCGGCGCAGCAGAUGUACGCCGUUGGACGAAACGAACUGUUGCACGCAAUGCACAAGAUCUUGCUCUUGGAGUCUCCCGAACAUUAUUAUAAACUGGACAAUUGGCCACCAGAGUCGGACAGAGUGUUCUACAUACGACUUGUAUCCGAUGUUCCCCUGUUGCAAAAUACGUUGUUGAUAUUGCUAAAUAUCGGUUUAUCGAAGGACAACGGCAUUACUCAUUCGGAAACUUUGGAUUUGGCUGAUCAAUUGAUACGGCGAGCAGCGGCCAAUUCAACGGAGAGUUUCCCGAUGUUACAAAUCGACAAAAUGGAUAUAAUCAAACUUAUUUUUGAGCUUAGCAUUUAUCAACCACCGGGAACAAUAAACAUACCUGCUGGAUACAGGCCACCAACAUUGGCGAUAGCUAAUCUCUAUUGGAAAGGAUGGAUAAUGUUAUUAAUUUUGGCUGCGCAUAAUCCGUCCACAAUUGGUGCACUAGGAUGGAGGGAAUAUUCUAUAUUGAGGACACUGAUGGAAAUGUGUAUUACAAAUCAUUUCUCGUAUCCGCCGCCCACUAUGGCCCUACCGGAGAUCAUAGAACAAGAACGUGCGAAGGAACUGCAGGUUGAAGCUAUCGAGAAACAAGAGAUAUUGGAGUACGAAUCGCAUUUGGCCGCAGCGUCGACUAGAAUCCAGCUAUCCGAACAAAAUAGUUUCCUGCUGUCGCAGUUGAUUACCAUGGCACCGACGGGAAUUGCUAGAAGACCACCGCCAGCCGUGCUCGAACAGAUACAGUCGUUGAAUACGUCUCACAGACUAGGCCAUCUGCUUUGUCGAUCACGUAAACCGGACUUCCUGUUGGAUAUCAUUCAGAGACAACAACAGAGCACAUCGCAGAGUAUGCCCUGGUUGGCAGACCUGGUGCAGAACAGCGAAGGUUCUCUGAGUCAAUUACCAGUGCAGUGCCUUUGCGAAUACUUGUUGUCAACCAGCCCACAGACAGUUGAAAAACAGCCCAGGCAGAAACAGUUGUUGGCUCACCUUCAGACACUGCUAACCGAUCCGAAUCAAGAUCAACAGCACGCUUUUGAGGUCUUGGAAUAUUUCUUAAGGAGAUUGAGCAGCCAGCAGAGUGGUAGCCGCGUCCAAGCGAUCACUGGACUUAAGAUGGUUCUAGAUUCGAUACCCCUUGAGGAUGAGAGUAUGGACGUGGAUGGAGAAAACGAAAAGGAGACCUGGCUUCUCCGAAAAUUGCCGUCGAUACCACACUUCUUAUCUGUACGUUCACUGGUUUCCACAGCACUACGUGGCGCUUGUCAGGUUGAGAACAGUCCGGAUCUUGUACAUACUUAUAUAUCGUAUCUGGCUGUGCAUACCGCCGACGAUGAUUUGCCCGACUUGACUGAUUUAGCCAACGAGAUCUCUCAAUUGGUCGUUGAACGUAGCACCAUUAUCGCAGCCAUUCUGCCUCAACCGGAAAGUGAUAAUCUGCAAGCCAAACAAACAUUGCACUCCUUCAUGGCAAUCUUCUGUAACUAUCUUGAGAAAGCUCGAUCGCCUAGGGGGGAAGGUUACCAAUGGUCUGAAAGUCAAGAUCAGAUUCUAGUUCAGUGGAGCAACGGCGAGGAGUGCACUAUGCACAUCUUGGUGGUGCAUGCUAUGAUUAUAUUAUUGACAUACGAUACGUCCGAGGAUGAUCCGUUGUUCAACAGUUUGCUGGAAACAUGGUUUCCCUUAACGGAACCACCAAAGGCCUUUCUCGUGGACACUAGCGAGGAAGCGUUGCUUAUACCUGAUUGGCUCAAGUUACGAAUGAUCAGAAGUAACGUGCCUCGUUUAGUCGACGCAGCUUUAAAGGAUCUUGAACCUCAGCAAUUGGUACUUUUUAUCCAAAGUUUUGGGAUACCGGUAUCGUCAAUGAGUAAGUUGCUUCAUACGCUUGACGCAGGUGUCCAGAUCGAUCCAAGUUCAGUUGGUGAAGCGGUUUUGGAUAAAACAUACAUGGCACAACUAGUCGAGGUGCAACACCGAAGGGGUGCCACAGGUGGACUGGUGUUCGUUCAAGUAUUGCAGUUGAUCGAACCGCAAUUGCCAGACGAGAGCAUUAUGUCGAUCGGGAGACUGCAGCAGCCAUUGCCAGUCAGUGCCACGGUGCAAAAGCAGUCCGUCAUACAAUGCUCCGUGAAGACCGACGUGCCCCACUUGAUAAACCGGAUCUUCAUCGAGAGUAUUCCGAUUAAUCAGAAAAUGGAUGCUUAUCGGCGUUUGCACAAGACCCUGGCGAAGGAUCUGCAGAGAUCGUGCGUAAAGGAGAGCGGCGCGGUUGUGCUGGCGAUACAGCACAUAUGUAGCGUUCUCAGCUCUAUGCAAGUCAAGCAGUUCCUGGCCUCGCUUGUGCAUAUGCCGCAGUAUUCUUGCACGUUGAUGCGCGUGAUACUUUUGCCGCUUAAGAAGCCGUUGACAUCGAAGCACGUGAUCGAACUGGCGCGUAAUAUGUGUCUGAAUUUGAUAUCACUGAUAGGCGACGUAAAAGCACCGGUUCUGUCAAUCCUGCGGGAUUUCGCUAACGUGCAGCUGACGAAAACACCGCAACGCGCGGAACUGUCGAUGCUAAUGCAGAGCCGUGGCGAGAGCCCUGGCUCGAUUCUGGAGGGCACGGAUCCUGUGAAUCUGGAACGUGUGGGCCGAAGAUUGCUGGAUCUCUGUCUGAAGCAACAAAAAAACGACGUCCUAGUCGAGGCUAUGGCAAGAUUAUUGGUCAGCGAUAGUAACGAAGGCGCAUUGAAACCUCGCACAGGUUUGCUGAUCGAUUGGCUGGCCUCCGUGGAACCCGAGCUGAUCGGCACUUGUCCGAAUCUCCAAAUGAAGCUGCUAUUCGGAAAGACGAAGGUGCACAUUAACAUUGACAAGAAUGUCGUGAGCUCGCAUUCCUGUAGACCUUACUUGUUAACGCUCUUGACGCAUCGAGCAAGUUGGACCACUUUGUAUAAAUGUGUCGGGCACUUGUUAGACAAAUGUGAUGACGGAUACGACCCUACUGCUGUUCUGGACUUUUUAUGGGCCUUGACAUGCAAUCCUAAGCUGUGGCAAGGCCGGGACAAGUUCACGCCGAAGCAUUACGUUCCUGAGAAUAUUCUGCUGUUGGAAGAACGACAGCUACUUAAUCUAGUGGCAUACCUAGUGUCCGAAGCCGUUAUUAUUUGUAAAAUGCAGAACAGAAAUGCCGCUUUAGCGAGGAUGGAUAUCAGGCUUGAUCUACUGUUACAUUGCAUAUCCACCGAAGACGGCCUGAUUUCUAAUGUGGUUAACUAUUUAGCGGGACGUAUGAUGGAUAAUGCUAACGUAGACUCAGCGGAUAUGGCACAUCAGUUUCUGUUGCAUAUGUACAUGAAGAUUCCGAAAGUCAUUUGCUACCUCAACACCUUCGAAGCGAGCAAGUUCGUAAACGGUUCGAGGAUAACCGAUUGGACGGGCUCGGUGCUCGAUUGCAUGAGCCACUCCUUGUUGACGGCUCUGGCGGCGACUCCGAGACAAAAGUCUUGGAAUUCCAAGUCUCAGGAAUUCGAACUCUGCGCGAGAAAAAUGGCUGCGGUGCAUCCUAUAUUGGUGUUGCGACAAUUGCCAAUGUUGGCGUCCUCCUUAAUGGGAAGAUGUUAUCUUGAUUUCGGUCAAUUUAGAUCCGGUCACCAUUUAAACCUUUUCUCGCAAGUUAUGGGUCUAUUAGAACUAUUGCAGCCGCAUCUGUUUAACGAGCAACACGAAACUGCGUUGGAGAAUACUUUGGAAAAUUACUUUCAAUGUUUUCAGUAUUAUGGACAUAUAAAAGAUCUCGUCUCCUUGCUCAACAGAUUUGUGUCAUUAUUACAGUCAUACAUAUCACAUGAUCCACAACGGGCACUGAAAUAUCUUCAGAAACACGCACAUGUUUUACAUGAGUUGCAGGUAAAUUAUUCUAACGUACCAGCUUUGAGAACACUCGUAUCAGGGAUACCGAUACCAAGGGAAGGAGAAGAUGUAGAUGAUAUUUUAAUCACUGUAACUCCUACACCAUAUCCCUCGGAACCCGCUAUUCCGCAACACUGGCAAUCGCUGCUGGCUACGCUCACCAAGCUGCACGGUGAAGAUGUACUCAGUGCACUUCAAGAGAUCGAGCACGUGUCGUCGCGAAAACCUUCAGUUUUAGAACCUAUAACGGACAACAUAGCCGAACUGCUUGUAUCGCCACAGGGCAACAUCAGAACGCUCGCUCACAAUCUACUCGCUAGAGCAUUGAAACAUCGUCCCGCAUCGAAAGCGAAUAUACUGUCCGCGUUUCAAAGAUGCUUGGACAGUCACAGAGCGGAUGUUCUUAUGUCAGCUUUAGAAAAACUACCGGAUAUCGUGUUGUGCAUGCAAGAACAUGCUUUACCGUUGAUGCAGAGGGUGUUCAAGUUAGGGGUAAAUUCAAGCGUCAAUACGAUACCUUACAUCACUAAGACUAUUGCUCUGUUAAAUACACAGCAAGGUUGUUAAUAUGUUAGUCUAUUAGUUCUGUAAAUAUUACGCAUAAUAUACGCAUAAGACUUUUUUUUACAAUUAAAAUAGAA